This is a messenger RNA of Chanos chanos (milkfish), 1366 nucleotides long. RefSeq lists its product as uncharacterized. The transcript has 8 exons. The record is from RefSeq and is a predicted model, not a curated record. Bases 29 to 1366 code for a protein of 445 amino acids. Gene Ontology annotation, molecular function: zinc ion binding. Lineage: Eukaryota; Metazoa; Chordata; Actinopteri; Gonorynchiformes; Chanidae.
CAGAAUCAAGCAUGAGGGAAUCACGUCCAUGGACCGACCUAUUACAUUCAGAAGUGAAAUGUCUCCAUUAACAAGAAUCAAGCAUGGGAGAGUCAUGUCACCUGCUCCUUCAUGUGUGUCCAUGAAAAGUGACCAGUCAAUGGAUCGACCAAUUGCAUUCAGUGAAGGUGAUGAACCACAGAAGAUUCCAUCACCAUGUCUGUCACUGAGGAGCAACCAGUCCAUGGACCGACCUAUUACAUUCAGAAGUGAAAUGUCUCCAUUAACAAGAAUCAAGCAUGGGAGAGUCAUGUCACCUGCUCCUUCAUGUGUGUCCAUGAAAAGUGACCAGUCAAUGGAUCGACCAAUUGCAUUCAGUGAAGGUGAUGAACCACAGAAGAUUCCAUCACCAUGUCUGUCACUGAGGAGCAACCAGUCCAUGGACCGACCCAUUACAUUCAGAAGUGAAAUGUCUCCAUUCACCGGGCACCAGCUGGAACAAUCAGUGUCUCCCUCAUCUGGCUGUUUAUCUCCACAAAGUGAUCAAUCAAAGGAUCGACCAGUUGCAUACUGCAAAGGAUUUCCAAGGGUUAAACUGGACAAGAUACCAUUACCAUGUCCAUCACUAAGGAGUGACCAAUCCAUGGACAGACCACUUGCAUUUAGACAAGAAGUCUAUUCUCCAGAUAUCAGUGAUCUGACAGCCAGUCUGCUGACAGAAGACCACUUCAGGUGUUCAGUGUGUACAGAGGUGCUGAAGAAUCCAGUCUCCAUUCCCUGUGGCCACAGUUACUGCAGGACAUGCAUUGAGACCUACUGGGAUAAACCAGACCAGACAGGAGGCUAUGCCUGUCCUCAGUGUAGGAAGAGAUCCAGAACCCGGCCUGUGCUUUACACAAAUUCAGUCUUGGCACUGGUGGUCCAGAAGCUCCAGCAGGCUGGUUUCAGUCCUGCUCUUCCUGCUCACUGCUAUGCUGGACCUGGAGAUGUGGCCUGUGAUUUCUGCACUGAGGGGAAACUUAAGGCAGUGAAGUCCUGUCUGACCUGCAUUGUCUCUCUCUGUGAGAAUCACGUGAGACAGCACUACACAAUACCAGCACUACAGAGACACAGUCUGGUGGAGGUGAAUGAAAACCUGGAACAAAAACUCUGUCAGCAGCACCAGAGAGCUCUGGAGGUUUUCUGCAAGACUGACCACGUUUUUGUUUGUCGCUCAUGUGCCAUGGAGGAGCACAAAAACCAUGAGAUUAUUUAUCCCAAAAAAGAGGAUGAUAUGGUGAGUAGGAGAACACUUGGUACUUUUACAGGAUCAAUUUCACUGAUUUUAUUCUCAAAUAUGUGGGAUUAUAGUAAUGAAUACAGUUGUGUAGAGAAUAUGAAGAAGUGA